AUGAUCAGUAGGUGUCCGCAUCCCUGCUUCCUCACCUCAGCGCCAAUCAGCCACACACAGCGACAGGGGCCACGGGCAGAGCGGAGAGCGCACGCACGCACCAGACGCACGGACACAACAAUAACCACGAGCGGACCCUCUCGCCUCCGAGCACCUCCACGGCGCUUCUUUUGUACUUUUCCGAACGAGUCGCGAAAUGAUGUCCGCGGUGCCACGCUUCUAGCAUCUCUGGAGCUCUUCUCAGCAGUAGCUCCUAGCAUUGGAGGAGGGGGCAUCUCAUUACCUCCCGGGGUCAUCGUCAUGACAGCCCUUCACUCCCCCGCAGCCUCAGCAGCCGUUACAGACAGUGCGUUUCAAAUUGCCAAUCUGGCAGACUGCCCACAGAAUAAUUCCUCAGCAUCCAGUGGAAACCCAGCGAAGAAGAAAAGGAAAAGGUGUGGGGUCUGUGCACCCUGCAGGCGGCUAAUCAACUGUGGUGUCUGCAGCAGUUGUCGGAACCGCAAAACGGGCCACCAGAUCUGCAAAUUUAGGAAAUGUGAGGAGCUGAAAAAGAAGCCAGGCUCAUCGCUGGAGAGGACGCCUGUCAGCAGUGGUGAAGCUUUCCGGUGGUUCUUCUAG
Molecule: messenger RNA, 618 nt
Organism: Knipowitschia caucasica
Lineage: Eukaryota; Metazoa; Chordata; Actinopteri; Gobiiformes; Gobiidae
Source: the annotation of a GenBank genome assembly